AUGGCCGGCUUAGCGUGGACAGCCUCAAAUGAGACAGGGACGACCAUACUUCAAGGCACUGCAACGGAAGAUUGCGUCAGUUCAGCUCUACUGGCGGAAGGAUUAGCUAUACGAGAGGCCCUGCUGCAAGCCCAAGCACAUAGACUCUCCAACAUCAUCAUCAAGUCAGACGCUCAGAUCAUCAUCCGAGCUAUCAACAAACGAGAAUCAAUCAAGGAAAUUUGUGGAAUCCUCCAGGAUAUCCACAGCUUAUCUUGUGACCUCGAUGUACUUUCCUUUAAUUUCAUUCCUCGCACUGAAAACAGAAUAGCCGAUGCACUGGCUAAGAGUGCUCUGCUUAACUGCGCCACAUUGUAG
Brassica napus (rape) is the source of this 357-nucleotide messenger RNA. RefSeq lists its product as uncharacterized. NCBI's taxonomy places the organism in Eukaryota, Viridiplantae, Streptophyta, Magnoliopsida, Brassicales, Brassicaceae. The record is from RefSeq and is a predicted model, not a curated record. Gene Ontology annotation, molecular function: nucleic acid binding; RNA-DNA hybrid ribonuclease activity. Bases 1 to 357 code for a protein of 118 amino acids. The transcript has a single exon.